AUGGUUUUUGAUGGCAAAGAUGUGGAUCCCAGAAGCACUUUGCAGAUGGCGUGUGCAGAGUCAGAAGCAUGGCUUGCGGCCCAAGCCUUUACGAACGCCAUCGACAAAAGUCCCGACAACACAACAAACCCCCCACUGACAACAACAACAGAUACGAUAUUCCCACGAUGCCAGGUAGAUGCAUCAUGGGUAUAUGGUAAACAAUUUUUUGGAGGCGGUUUUGUUCUGGAUACAGGGCAUUACAGCUCACUACAAGGAUCCUUCGCGAGGUCCCAAGUCCUAUCGCCAUUACACGCAGAGUUUCAAACUUUACUUUGGGCGAUGUCUACGGUCCGACAGUUUGGAUACACCUCUAUGAGGUUUGAAACCGACUGUCUUCAGCUGACCAGGCUUAUCGAAGCAGAAGAAGAAUGGCCCUCGUUGGCCUCGGAGUUUGAUGAAUUCUUAUCAUUACAAGCUCGUUUCCUCUCUUUUUCACUUAGUUUUAUUCCACGUUCAAAUAAUGUCCGUGCCGAUGCUCUCUCUAAAGAGGCUCGAGCACGCGAAAACACUUUUUCCCAUGUACAACCUUUAGCUCCGAUUCGUGUGGCCUCACAAGCUACCCCUAUCGAAGCAAUCUAA
This is a messenger RNA of Microthlaspi erraticum, 621 nucleotides long. NCBI's taxonomy places the organism in Eukaryota, Viridiplantae, Streptophyta, Magnoliopsida, Brassicales, Brassicaceae. The record is from the annotation of a GenBank genome assembly.